AAAGUAUCUUCAAAUGGUUCUAAUCGCCCUGAAGAAUCUCACACUCGAUCCAGAAGAGAAAGCGAGGAUUGCAUGUCUUUUAACCUGACAGACAGCUCAGAGAGGAAGGAAUGUACGCCCGGAUCCAUGUACAUCAUCCGAUGUAGACAAUGCAUAUGUCCCUAUAUGGGCAAUAUCAACCACUUCUGUCGCCCUCUACCUGAGGGAACUUACUGUAAACAAGCGUUCCCAUAUUUCAACUACUUACCUAUGGGCAGAAGAAACAAUCAAGAUAACUCGACCCAGCACAACUCAACUAUGAGCACCAUGGAAAUAAUUCCAUUGAAUCACAACCAUACAGAAUACGAAUGCUCCAAGCCAGGUAGAAUCAUGGACGACUGCUUCAUCUGCGAAUGCGAAGACCGACAUAUUCUUAUAGAAGAACAUUGUUUCAGAAGCAAUUCUCAGUUGUGUGUAGCUAUUGAUAAACCUACGUUUUUAAAAGAUAAUAAAUUCGUACUAAUUUGAUUUUUGUUUUAACAAAAAAAACACCAAAAAACCGCCUAUGAACUCUAAUGGUGAAAUAAUAACUCGAAUGGUGAAAUCGACAAGAAACAUUGCACUAAAAAUAUGUGUAAAGAUAAAAUUCAACAAUAUACGAGCAAUCCCAGAAAAUCAAACAUACUGAGUCAUGUAUACGAUACAUAUGAAAGAAAGAAUUGGUACUCCUUAGCACCUUGUCAAUUUUGUUACUGUGUCAACGAAAAUAAACUACUAUGUAAUAGAGGACGUUAUCUAACUAAGAAAUUGGAAUUGAGAAAUUAUAAUCUGAGCGUAUGUGGUGAAGAUUUAAUAAAAGAAGCAAUAGAGCUAAUUCCAGAUAUUCAAAAUACUUUACGACAAAAUAAAAAGAAAGACGUAGCGGGAUAUCUAGAAAUGCAACAAAAUAAAUUUAGUUCUAUAGUUAAUACAUCUUUUACUAUUAUAGAUAUUGCUAAAGAAGAAAACAAUAUUGCAAUUGAAGUAAAUCGUGAAGGAAAUGAGGAUGAAAAUAUAGUUCUAGGCAAUAUAAAUAAAAAAGACUCCUCUUCAAAGAGUGAUGAAGAUAUUGAAAAUAAAGAGGCAAAAAUCAUCACCCGGAAAGAAGAAACAAAAUCAAAUACACCAAAAACUAUUCAAGGUAAUACAGAUUUUCUAAAGUUCAGUCUUCCAACGGUUUUGAAAAAUGUUUUGAAGAUGGUAUUGAGGAAGUCAAUGGUCACGCUGAAUAAUGAUAGUAAAUGUGUACCCGGCUCUACGGAAGUCUUGAAAUGUAACACGUUUUUCUGUUUGAAAAAUUCAAAAAUGCUUUGUACCAAUAAAGUCUGUGAAUAAGUGAAUUGUGAGUGAUUUUUAUUGCAUUAAUUUUGCUGGAAUAUUUUAAUUUUAUUCAUCAUCUACAUCAUGUCCUUUCUCAUC
Messenger RNA from Galleria mellonella (greater wax moth), 1437 nucleotides. RefSeq lists its product as uncharacterized. NCBI's taxonomy places the organism in Eukaryota, Metazoa, Arthropoda, Insecta, Lepidoptera, Pyralidae. Gene Ontology annotation, molecular function: peptidase inhibitor activity. Bases 610 to 1353 code for a protein of 247 amino acids. The transcript is spliced from 4 exons. The record is from RefSeq and is a predicted model, not a curated record.